UCAGUAGGUGAGUCAGUCAGGGGGAGUAGAGUCUAAGUGGUGAGGAGUGGAACCGUUGUCUGGUUGUGCAGCUUCCACCAUGGUUGACACCCGUACUAGGAAGAGUAUUGCCCCCUCUGAGGUCGAGCAGGCCCGGAUUGCCGCCCUUCUGAGAGAAAAGAAAGAGAAGAGGGAACUCCUGAAGCAGGCGAAGUUAAAAGCCAUUGAGGAGGAGGCGGCGAAGAAGAAGAAGAGAUUGGAGGAGGAGAUGAUGAGAGUUCAAAAGGAGAAGUUGAUGUUGAUAGAGAAAGAGAAAGAACAAAGGAGGAAGGCUGCAGAGGAAGAAGCAGCCAAAGAGGAGGAAGAAGAAAAAGAAGAACCCCUUGAGAGAAGACGCAGAGAGGAGAGAGGGGAAGUAAGUGGCACGAAGGAGGAUGACAGAUGGAGGGAGAAGAAGAUCAGCGAAUGGGUGGCUAAUUUAUCGUUAGGAGAAGAUGAAGAGGCACAGUUGUAUGUGCCGCAUGAGGAGAGGGAGGCGUUCGCCAGGGCAUUGGAGAUGAUAGAGGACCCCCUGGAACGCCAGGAGACAGAAGAUGAAAAGAAGUUGGAGUGGAAGCUGAAACUGAUGAUGGAGAAGAAGAGGAGGGAGGAAGCCAGUAGAAUAGCCGAGGAGGUUGAGCGUGUACGAACCGGCAGGCAGGAAUUACAGGCCCAAACAGAGGUCUCUGCCAAAUUGGAUAAGGUGAUGGGCUUCCUAGAGAUUCUGAGUGAGGCCUGGCUAGAAGAGCACCAGGCCCGUAAGGGCCAAGACGUGACUCUGCAAGCGACGCGAUCUGGGCUUAGGGCGUUUGCGAGUGACGUGGUGGGCCACGUCGGGGCUGAGGUUAGGAGACUGAGGGAUGGCGUAGACAAGUUCGGCGCUGGUGCCAUCGAGACUGCCAAAGUUGUGGCCACGACAGAGGCCACGACUCGCCCCCGCAAAGAACCACUGCUAAGGCUGCAGACGACCCAUUCCCUGACGCAGAUCAAGCGACGGCAUCAGAGAUUCUACAGCCAGGUCUUCUCACCAAAUGCAGAUGGUGAUGGCACUGCUACGAAGGGGGGAGCUGAGCUUCUGUCUGCACUUACUGCGGUUGUGCCCAGUGGGCCUGGUGGGCGGCAGAGCACGAUAUCCGGCGAUGGUCAUUAUCCCACGGUGCAGUAUGGGUGGAGAAAGAGGGGAUCAGGAGAGCUGGAUAUGGCCUUCCCCCAUGCAAACUUUCAGGGGGCGCCGGUCCAGCGGGCAGAGCCAACAACUGUUGGACGGGUGUUGGAAAGCGGUAGUGAGAAGGAGGCGAUGCAUGUGCAACAAUGGGGAAGCCCAGGGGUGUACCACGCCAUUCAAGAAGGCCACCAGAAAGAAGGAAUUCGUUCGGACCAAGACUCCGUCACCAGUGCUUUCCAAACAAAAACCCAGCUUCGAGAAGGGGAAACAACUAGUGCUCCUGUGCCUGCAGUGAUGGAGGUGGCAUCAACUGCGACACUGAUGGAGCCUUCUGGAGAUGGAGCAGCAGCUGGAAUGCCAGACCCUGGUGGUCCUGGGACUCUGGCAAAACGUCAAAGCAUUUCGAAAGUACCCCUCCUCACCAUGCCGCGAAGGGCAUCCGUUCCAGUAUCUGUGGGAAGGGCACCUUUGGCGGGACAAGUCCGAAGGAUGUCCGUUCCACACUCAAUGAAAAUGGCGAUGGCGGCGAGAGAAAUCCAAUCGCAUACUCCAUCUCCAAUUCAAGAAAUCAGCUUGCAAAGGGAGCUUGAAGAUAUGUCGACAUCAUCAUCGUCGUUAUCUUCAUCUUCAGGAGACUCCGUACACAUUUCUCCAAUAUCAAAUAACAACCACCAUCAAGAUCAGCAGCAGCAGCAGCAGCAGCAGCAGAAGGAACAGCUGAAGCAGGAGCAGGAACAGCUGAAGCAGCAGCAGCAGCAGCAGGAGCAGGUGAAGCAGCAGCAGGAGCCGCAGCGGCAAGAUACCAAUGAAACAAAUAAGGGGACUCCGAGGGUGAAGGUGGUGAAGCGUGUGGUCACAAGGCGUGUGCAAAGUGUGGACAUAGGUGUAGGGACUGAUGGAGACCUGCUGGAUCUCGAUCGCGACUUGCAGAAAGAGGUUGAUGACUUUGUCUUUGGAUCAUACGAGUCGUUCUUCUAUGACCGGAACAUGGGCAAAAAGGGUGUGGGCGGUAAUGCAAGAACUCGGCGCUGGUCUGUGCCCCCUUCUUUUGGUCAGGAGGACCAUAGCUUGAACAUGAAGGUGCCAGUUAUGGAAACGAGGCGUUUCUCUGCUCCUGUGAUUGGGGCUGGUCAGGAUGGUUUGGUUUUCAAUCAAAAGGGUCCAGGUGUGCAAACAAGACCUUUGACUAUGGCUGAUGCCACUGCGAGAGGAAAAGAUGGUCCCUUCAGGAAGGGCACUGGCGUGGAGCCACAGUUAUCGCCCCGUGGCACCAAGCAUGACAAUACAGACUUAAGGACCAAAGGCUAUGGUGGAGAAACAAAGCGCUUCUAUCUGAGCAGCAAGGAGUCCGUGGAUACAGUGCAGCAAAAAGCCAUUGUGAAGGAGCGACAGGAGAAUGAGGACAUGGUUGGGGGAAAGCUGGAUGAAGUCCACCAUGUAGAUCUGGUCCACGAGGCUGUGUCUCGCGUGAUGACAUACACACAGAUUCUUGAAGGGAUGGGUCUUGGGGAAGACACCGUUGAUGAUGUCUCUACAGAGAGUGAAAUGGAAACCCCUCGCAGGUGGACAAGGUGGGGGUUUUCAACCCCACGUUGGCAGAGGAGAAGGAGAAGCUCGAUCGAUAGUGAGACCAACAAGCUUGUUUCACAUGCCAGCAACACCAUAAAACAUGCACGUUCACUGGUAAGUGUCCUUAAGGAUGAGAAUAGGGAACUGGAAGAGGAUACGGUGAACUUACAGCAAAUUGCAAAUGGUCAAUGGAGGGAGAUUGAAGCAGCAGCUAGGUUGGAGGCUAAAAAUGGAACGAAGAGGAGAGUCAUUCUGCCCUGUCGUUGGAAUGAUAAACACUCAGACUGGGAGGUGGCAGUUCACCAAUCUCUGCAAUUGGUGACAGCCCCGAUUAGUGUUUGCGUGGGCAAGGAACUGCAGAACCUGAUUGGGGAAGGGGUGCCGUCUCAAGCAUAUGCAUUGGGAGAUAGGAGGGAAUACUCCAUGGAAUUAGGGGAGGAAGGAGGAGAGGAAGCAGCUGCGGACUUCAUACCGUUGCUUUUGCAUAUGCAGGCCAAAUUAGAACUCAAGGAUGGAUUGAUUUGGAUGCCUUGGCAGGUGUUGGAAACCAUUCCCUAUGGGUUGCUUGGGGGCGAAGUGGUAGCAGAAUGGGCAGCUCGGUGUGCUGCAGUUGCAGUAAGGGUUGACGCCUUUGCUUGGAAGCCGGAAUUCCUAGAGAAGAGAAUAUCGUCAGUCAAGCACCUCUGGGAAGAAGGGGAAAGGAGAUGGAAAACGGUUACAGAAAUGAGGAGACAACUGAAAGGAUGUCACAAGCUGCAGGAAAAUCUGGGAAUGAUCAUAGAAGCCAUACCGCAAGCAUGGAAGCAUUUGCUGCUGGCCGGAAAACAAUGGGGCAUGGGGGAUUGGGCCACAUGGGAAGAUGAUAAUGAACCCAAAGAGGUCUUUAGAAUAUGGGGCAUGGAAAACUCCAGGCCCGAUUGGCUAAUAGCAGAUAAGUACGAAAUACUUCAGCCGCGCAACACCACAUCCCAACUAGAUAUGUCAACCAAAGUGCAGUUGUACAUUCUUAAACAUUUUUUGAGGAAGGUGAGAGUGAAAGAGACAGAGGAGUUUACGGUGUACAAUUCAACAGUGGCAAUUGAGGAACUGGAAGUAGAUCCGGUGGAAUGGGCAUGGAACAUUAGAAGUGGUCAAACAAGGGUAUCCAGGACAAUAAACAUUCUACAUUACACCACAAGAAUAGGGUACAGAUUGAGGAACCGAUCUUAUUCCAUGUUAUCGACUCUGCUCAAGCGAUGGGAGAAGAGAGUGGGGGUCCCCAGAGGUCAAUUGCCAAAAAUUCCUUGGGCAAACAUAGGGAACAUAAGGCUGGGUCAGGUCAGGAGUAUGCAGUGGCUAAUAGCCCAUGUGGCGCUCCCAGUCAAUGUCUGGCUCAAUGAAAGGAGAAGCCACAGGCAGAGGAGUGUGGAAAAUGAGAUGUGCAGGGUAUGCCAAGAAGGAAUUCUAGAAACAAUGCUGCAUCGCCUGAUGGAGUGCGCAGAGGCAGUGGCGAUGUGGGACGAAGCCAGAGGGAUCUGGAGUCAAGUAGCUGGGAUUGCCUUCCCAGGCUCAAGGAUCGCAUUGCUCUUGGGUGUGGGGGUGCCCAAGCAGUGGCAAACCUUUCAGAGGCAUAUCUUUCAGUUGUUACGCCAAUAUGGUCUCUGGACCAUUUGGAAACGACGAUGCCAGGCUACAAUGGAGGGAACAUUAAUGCACAGGCAGGAGGCCAGGGAGAUUUUCCUCACGCUCACUGAAACGCAUCUCAAGGCCCAGAGGAAAAGGGUGCGACAGCAAGCACGACAACAACCAGAGCGAGAAGAGGAGAUCAUGAAGAGAUUCAAGCAGAACGUACUAGGACAAGGGGCAGUAGCAAACAUUCAAGGAGCACAACUGGUGUUUAAAUCGAGAGGGGGUGUGGAGGAUAUCAGGCCAGGAGGAUAGGGAGGAAUAUAGGGUUUAAGAAUCGAAAAAGGAUUCAGGGUUUAAAGGAAUAUUGUCAGAAGGGAUGGACAAAUAAGAGAUAAUGAAAAUGAGAAAGGUUG
Chara braunii is the source of this 4773-nucleotide messenger RNA. The record is from the annotation of a GenBank genome assembly. NCBI's taxonomy places the organism in Eukaryota, Viridiplantae, Streptophyta, Charophyceae, Charales, Characeae.